AUGGAUGAUUCAUUAUCCAUAAAAUCUAUUAAUUAAAAAAAUUAACAUCCCCUUAAAAAGCUCUCUUUGCAAACAUUUAAAAAAUCUAAAUAAAAUCUUAAUAUUGAUGAUAAAGAUGAUGAUGAUAAUAACUUAAGCAAUAAUAACAUCUCUUUUAUUCCUUUAAUAAAAGAAAAUAGCUUUUUAAUGGGGAAUAAUGAUGAAUAUAGUGAGCUCAAUAGCAAUAGAUAGAAUUUUGUUUAACGGUAAGAUGACUAACUUGACUUGAAAAAUGAUAAUUUAGAAUUUUAAUAAAUUAAUUUAAAAGAAGAUUAAAAAAAUAAUUUAGAUACAUAAAUGAUAUUAAAGGACUUAGAAUUAGCUCAGGAUCAUAAGGAAAAUAACUACCUUAAUGAUGAACUGAAGACAAAUUAUAAAUAAAUGGAAUCAGUUUCAGAAUUAAAUAAUUCAUUUAAUAUCUAAAAAAAAUUUGAUUCCUUGUAUGAAAAUAAUAAUUAGCCUUUGUAAGUAGAACAUUAAGAAGAUAAAAGAGAGUAAAACAAUGAUUUAGAGGAAAAUAAUAGAACUAAAAAACUUCAAAAGAAAAGAAAAAGACAUGAGGUCCUUUCUGAUCCUAAUUUUGAGGAUCUUACUAAGCUAGAUUUUGAAUUCAAUCAUUCUUAAUUAGAAUAGUCUACAAAUGAAAAAAAAAUAAAAUAAGAAGAAGAAAAUCCAAAUUAGAAUUAAAAUUUUGUAGCUUUUGAUUAUGAAAUGUUCUAGCGAUAGAAAGAGAUAAUUUAAUUGAUUACAAAGAAAAAUAUUUCGGUUAAAAAUAUAAAAAUUAAAAAAUUUGUUGAUUUUUGUAUUAGCUUUCUUCCCUUUGAAAUGGGAAAAAUAUAGUUGGAAGGAAAUAUUAAUUUACUUAGUGAUUUUAUGAAGGGAAAUUGCUAUUUUAAUAUUUAAUUACAGUGA
Messenger RNA from Tetrahymena thermophila SB210, 951 nucleotides. RefSeq lists its product as hypothetical. The transcript has 2 exons. NCBI's taxonomy places the organism in Eukaryota, Ciliophora, Oligohymenophorea, Hymenostomatida, Tetrahymenidae. The record is from RefSeq and is a predicted model, not a curated record.